CUCAACGCUUAAGCCUUAACGGUUUAACAUACUGGCGGAAGUUACUGUAUUCUUUAUCUCCGACGGUCCGCUAACCCUGUGAUAACGGCAAUUUACCUACGCUGGAGUGUGAAUGUGAACCGCAUGCGCUAUCAGUAUAAGAAAAGUUCACAUUGCUUCGAGCAUGUCAGUCCAACCAAAGAAGUUCGAUCAGAAAACAAAGCAAGUAACAUAGACAGAAGCUUGGAGAAUACAGUAUCCGAAUAUACUGUAACGAAGAUUAUUCAGAAAUUUGAUGGAGUCAUCCGCUCACCGUCGCCUGAAAGCACUUCAAAGUCAUCUAAUCUCCACUUCCGGCGACUCUCGGUCGCGGCUUCGGACGAACGAGACUGCUGGGGAGUUCGUCUCUGGGCAGGGCUACAGUGUUGUGCUUCCGGAGAAAUUACAAACAGGAAAGUGGAACGUAUAUAGAUCUGCACAAUCUCCUUUGAUGCUUGUGAAUAGAUUUCCAGAUCAUCCUCAAAUUGGAACUCUGCAUGACAACUUUGUGCAUGCAGUUAAGACUUUUCAAGAUCACAAGUAUUUGGGUACACGAAUUAGGGUGGAUGGAACAGUUGGGGAGUAUAAAUGGAUCACAUAUGGAGGAGCAGGUACUUACCGGUCAGCGAUAGGUUCUGGUCUGAUGUACCAUGGAAUACCAAAAGGAUCUUGUAUUGGACUAUAUUUUAUCAACAGACCUGAGUGGCUGAUUGUUGAUCAUGCCUGCUCAGCAUAUUCUUACAUCUCUGUUCCUUUGUAUGACACUCUCGGCCCAGAUGCUGUCAAGUAUGUUGUGAACCAUGCUGGUGUACAAGCAAUAUUUUGUGUCCAACAGACACUAAACAUUUUGCUGAGCUUCUUAUCUGAGAUCCCAACAGUACGUCUAAUAGUGGUAGUUGGAGGUUUAGAUGGACAAAUACCAUCACUUCCAUCAACAGCAGGGGUUGAAGUUAUAUCAUAUUCAAAAUUACUUAGUGAGGGUCAUAGUAGAGUUCAGCCUUUUUGCCCUCCAAAACCGGAAGAUGUUGCAACCAUCUGCUAUACUAGUGRUACAACUGGGACACCAAAGGGAGCUGUAUUAACUCAUGGAAAUUUGAUUGCAAAUGUUGCUGGUGCUAGUUUUUCUCUCAAAUUCUGCCCCUCAGAUGUUUAUAUAUCGUAUCUUCCAUUAGCACACAUUUAUGAACGGGCUAACCAAGUUCUAUCGGUAUACUAUGGAGUUGCAGUUGGUUUUUACCAGGGGGACAAUUUAAAGUUGAUGGAUGACAUGGCGGUUCUAAGACCAACAAUAUUUUGCAGUGUUCCUCGACUGUAUAACAGAAUCUAUGCUGGUAUUAUAAAUGCUGUGAAGGCAUCUGGGGCUCUACGUGAGAGGCUUUUUAAUGCUGCAUAUGAUGCCAAGAAGCAAGCAAUAAUGAGUGGUAAAAAUCCAUCACCCGUGUGGGACAAAUUGGUAUUCAAUAAAAUAAAGGCAAAAUUAGGAGGACGGGUCUGGUUUAUGGGUUCAGGUGCCUCACCUCUGUCUCCUGAUGUCAUGGAUUUCUUGAGGGUAUGCUUUGGCUGCCAAGUAAUAGAAGGGUAUGGAAUGACUGAAGCUUCAUGUAUUAUAAGCUCAAUGAGUGAGGAUGACAACUUGUCAGGUCACGUUGGCUCUCCUAAUCCUGCUUGUGAGGUAAAGCUUGUGGAUGUUCCUGAAAUGAAWUAUACAUCUGAUGAUCAUCCCUAUCCUCGAGGCGAAAUCUGCGUCAGGGGUCCUAUUGUAUUCAAAGGCUACCAUAAAGAUGAAUUGCAAACCCAAGAAAUGAUUGAUGAAGAUUAUUGGCUGCAUACAGGAGACAUAGGGUUGUGGUUGCCUGGAGGACGCUUGAAGAUCAUUGAUAGGAAAAAGAACAUAUUUAAGUUGGCACAAGGAGAGUACAUAGCCCCAGAGAAGAUUGAGAGUGUAUAUGCUAAGUGCAAGUUUGUCUCCCAAUGUUUUGUUUAUGGUGACAGCUUGAAUUCUUGCUUAGUAGCCAUUGUCUCAGUGGACCAAGAUGUAUUGAAAGCUUGGGCUGCAUCUGAAGGCAUCAAGUAUGAUGAUCUAGGACAACUUUGCAACGAUACAAGAGCAAGGGAAGCUGUCCUGGGAGACAUGGAUUCUGUUGGAGAGAAAGCUCAGUUGAGAGGUUUUGAAUUUGUAAAAUCUGUAACUUUAGUGCUUGAAGCAUUCACCAUGGAGAAUGGCCUUCUUACUCCAACACACAAGAUAAAAAGACCUCAAGCAAAGGCUUACUUUGCAAAAGCAAUAUCAGACAUGUAUGCGCAGCUUUCUACAUCCGAUCCUGCACCUAAGAAAAAAGUUGUGAAGUCUAGCCUAUAAGAAAUAGAGAAACAAGAGUUGUUCUUCUCGCUAGGGCCCUCUGCUUGCAGAACCGAGAUGCCGUACACCUUGCAAGCAAGGGUUUUGCAUGAUACAGUUCAAAAUGUAGCAUUUUUUCUUUUGGGUCGAAACUAAAUGGAUUAAACGAGUACAGUGAUAUCUCACGUCUCACCAUUGUAACUGCAAUGUAUAUUGUAUAAGAAUUAUCUGUCUCUUAGAACGAACCAUUGUAAUUGUAACACGCUAUUGCCAAAUUAGCAUUGUACAUGCAAAAUAAUCAGAA
Nelumbo nucifera (sacred lotus) is the source of this 2660-nucleotide messenger RNA. Its product is annotated as long chain acyl-CoA synthetase 7, peroxisomal. Gene Ontology annotation, biological process: fatty acid metabolic process. Gene Ontology annotation, cellular component: membrane; endoplasmic reticulum. Gene Ontology annotation, molecular function: long-chain fatty acid-CoA ligase activity. NCBI's taxonomy places the organism in Eukaryota, Viridiplantae, Streptophyta, Magnoliopsida, Proteales, Nelumbonaceae. The record is from RefSeq and is a predicted model, not a curated record.